AUGGCUUAUGAGGUUCAUAAUGGAUCACUUUUCACUCAAGGUAUCUGGACGCCAGGAGCGGGAAUCGGAGGUAGCGGGGCACUUCAUCAUGAAAUAACGACGACAGGUAUGCAACACCGACAACAACAACAACAACAACAACAACAAGGCUGUUUAAACGAGACAAUAUUCGCAAGAGGAAAUUCACUGAAUGCUGGUGCUAUGCAAUAUGGUAAUGGUACGGCAAACAGCAAUAACACAACAAUGAAUUUAGCUGGUGGAUUUGCAAACAAUUUGGAAUUGAGUAAUAGCAAUCGAUCACAACAUCUUAUGCGUCAUGCUCAUGCUCAUCAUCCGCUUCAUCAUAUGCUCAAUAACAUGGAUCCUAUCAUGCAAAUGCCGAACGUGUAUAGACCUCAGAUACGCCCGAGUUGUUCGUUGGGUGCAGAAACGAUGUCGUCACCGAGCAGCGAGUUGAUCUCCGGUGUUGGUAUUCUCACGUGGCUUUCCUCAAAAGCCGGUCUCAUCACGGCUAAAGCCAAUAAAUUCACUGUGUCGUUCCAAUUGAAAGACUUUUGUGACCAAGGAGUUUCCGAUUUGACGGCUGUUCUCAGACCCGGUUUCACACUGAGCUUUCAAGCAAUUUCGAGUGAAAGUAACGAUUGGAUCGCAACGCACGUCUCACCUCUACAUAGCUUCGAAGCAGACAAGGAGUUUUUCGGUGCCUCCGAAGUUGAUCUAGAGGCAGCUGCAGCAAGUCAGACUAGCGGACCACCACGUCUAGCCAAGGAUAUGUAUUCGAUCGAGUUGGAAUUGAGAGCCAUUCCGAUGCUUCUAUCAAUCUUUCAACGACAUGCCCUACCGCAUUGUCAACUGUCAAGUUUACAUAGUCAAAUCAGUAACUGUGGUGAUGAAGAGUUGUAUCGUUACGUGGGAACGAGCAGUUUGAAACGUCGACAGUAUUUGGAAAGACGUACACACUUGUUCAUAAUGACCAGUGCUGAUCAGGUAUACCUUCAAGCUGGUGGUAUUUACCAAGCGGUUGUAUUAUUAGCACGUUAUUUGUUACGUCGUGGUGGUGUCACUUCAACGCAGUCACUUUUCGACUAUUUCACUUCAUGUCCUGAAAUUAUUAUUGAAGCUCGUGAAAUGAUCGGUGAUGGUCGCGCAGCCUUUUUGUCACUUAUCACUUCACAUCCGUGGAUAUUCGCCUUAUUUCCAGCGAGGAAUUUUGUUUCAGUUCGACGUAAUUUGCCACAUUAUGACUAUUGUGCCUUCUUGAAUCAGAAUUUUCCUGAUUGUGAAUUGAUUAUGAGUCGUCAUAUAUCAUCACAACCGCCACCACAAUCUGCGCCACCAGCAUCAGCACCUCAUCACGCUGCUCAUCAUUCCGUACAAGCACCUCAGUCGGUUAAAUUGCUACCAGCAAGUGCACAUAUCAGUAACUCGUCUUCAUCAUCAGCUCAAUUACGAACUGCUACACCGUUGAUGUUACCACCGCCCAUAAAUGCUGCCGCUUCAUCGAUAACAACUGCAAACAAUCAACAGCAGUCUUUAGCAACAACCACUCAGGUUCUUAAUAUCAGUUUUUUAUCCUUUACAACAUUAUUACCUGCCUGA
Anisakis simplex (herring worm) is the source of this 1599-nucleotide messenger RNA. The record is from the annotation of a GenBank genome assembly. Lineage: Eukaryota; Metazoa; Nematoda; Chromadorea; Rhabditida; Anisakidae.